Rotaria socialis is the source of this 2268-nucleotide messenger RNA. The record is from the annotation of a GenBank genome assembly. Lineage: Eukaryota; Metazoa; Rotifera; Eurotatoria; Philodinida; Philodinidae.
AUGAGUGCUCGAUUCAAGGAUAGAUCGCUUGAGAUAGUCAGUGGCUCAGCGUUACCAGCAUCUAAAUCGACUAGAAAUACUAGAAUACUUCUGGUACUACUAAGUAUCUUUAUUUUAACAACUACUGUUUUGGCUGUAGUUUAUGGUUUGGAGAAAGCAAAAACAACAUCAAAUACUGGGACGACCACGCCGGCAACACCGGCUAGCCAAGAUUUAUGUUUAACACCAUAUUGUGUCAAAGCAGCCAAUUAUUUGAUUGAAAGUAUUGAUGAAACUGUUGAACCUUGUGAAGAUUUUUUUAAUUUCGUCUGCGGAACAUGGAUAGAAAAUACUAGAAUUCCUGACGAUGCUGGAGCAGAAAAUACGUUCAAUGCUCUGCGAGCUCAAUUAGAUAACAAUAUUGUUGAUCUACUCUCAUCACCACCUUCAAGUGAUACUGUGGAGCCUAUGGCCGUUAAAAAUGCUCGAAAUUUGUACCAAUCAUGUAUCGAUGAGGCUGGUAUAGAUUCCGAAGGUGUUGAGUCCAUUCUUGGAUUGAUUGAGACAGAGUUUGGUGGAUGGCCUAUCUUGCAAGGUCCCUCGUGGAAUAAUUCUACAUUUAACCUGACGAAUGUGUUGCUCAAUCUUCGAAAAUACAGCAACAGCAUCUUUUAUCGUGUCAGCACAUCCAUAGAUGAAAAGAAUUCUACUAACUACGAUAUUGAAAUAGGACAAGGUGAUCUUGGCCUAGGACAAAAGGAAUAUUACACUACCGAAACUAAUAUUACUGUAGCCUAUCGACAAUUUAUGCUGGAUAUAGUUGAUUCGUUGGCUAACGAUGCUUCUAUGGCAGAUAUCGAUAUUAAGGAUAUGUUCGAUUUUGAAAAAUCAAUUUCAGAAUAUCAUUGGAGCAGUUCAGAACAACGAGCACGUGAUAAUGAAACAGUACGAACGACCAUCGGAAACUUAUCACUUGCACUCGAUACUACAUUCGAUUUCACCGAUUAUGUUAUUCGAUGUUAUCUAUUGGGUAACAUUACUCUACUAGAGACUGAUGUCAUUUUUGUCCGUGAACUUGAAUAUUUGCGCAAUGUUUCUGAUAUUGUUAGUCAAACAUCACCACGUACUCUGCAAAAUUACAUGAUUUGGCGUUUUGUAAUGCAUCGAGUACGCGAUAUGCCACAAAGUCUUCGUCUUUUUCGAGAUCGUUUCGAGCGAAUAUUUCGCGGAACAAGCGCCGAAUCACCGCGUACAAUCCAAUGCGGUCGUUAUAUCAAUGAUAAUAUGGGCUUUGCCGUCUCAAAACUCUAUAUAAAGCGUUUUUUUGAUGAAAACGCUCGUAAUCAAUCGUUCAACAUGAUCAAUAAUAUUCAGGAUGCAUUUAUUGGUAUGCUCAAGGAAACAACUUGGAUGGAUUCGGAAUCUUUGGAGAAAGCCAUUGAGAAGGCUAAUGCGAUUGAUCGAAAAAUUGGUUAUCCUGACUAUUUAGGCAGUGAUAACAAUACAAAACUCGAGGAAGAUUAUGCUGAGUAUGUGUUCGGCAAGUCAUAUGCAAACAACGUUCUUAAGCUAUUGCAAAUCAAAGCCCAAGAAGAUUUUCAAAUUCUUCGAAAACCUACUGAUCAUAAAGCUUGGGGUGAUACAGCACCAAGUAUUGUCAAUGCAUUCUAUGAUCCAUCAAAAAAUCAAAUAACUUUUCCAGCUGGUAUCCUACAAAAACCUUUCUUUGAUAAAGAUGCACCAAAAUAUCUCAAUUAUGGUGGUAUCGGAGUCGUAAUCGGGCAUGAAAUAACUCAUGGAUUUGAUGAUGAAGGUCGCCAAUUCAAUAAAGAUGGAGAUCGAAUUCCUUGGUGGAGUGAUGAAACGAUCAAAAAAUUUAUCGAACGUAAGACAUGCAUUGUUGAUCAGUACAGUAAUUAUACAAUAACUCAAAUCAACAUGACGGCGAAUGGCUUCCAAACGCAAGGUGAAGAUAUUGCUGACAAUGGUGGACUUCGAGAAUCGUUUUUCGCUUAUCGAAAAUGGGCUAAAGAAAAUCCAAAUGCCGAUAAACGGUUACCAGGUCUUCAGAAAUAUACACCAGAACAAAUGUUCUUCAUUAACUAUGCCCAUACGUGGUGUACAAAAAUGACCGAUGCCUAUGCAUUGUCUCGCCUGUUGACUGAUGUCCAUUCACUAGGACAAUUCAGGGUCAUUGGUCCAACAUCGAAUUUCGAUGAAUUUGAUCGCGCUUUUUCUUGCAAGCCAGGUCAAGGCAAUAGUCGAAUAGACAAGUGUAUCGUAUGGUAG